Molecule: messenger RNA, 2693 nt
Organism: Syngnathoides biaculeatus (alligator pipefish)
Lineage: Eukaryota; Metazoa; Chordata; Actinopteri; Syngnathiformes; Syngnathidae
Gene: arhgef3
Product: Rho guanine nucleotide exchange factor (GEF) 3
Exons: 13
Coding region: 207-1997 (596 amino acids)
Biological process (GO): positive regulation of Rho protein signal transduction; intracellular signal transduction
Molecular function (GO): guanyl-nucleotide exchange factor activity
Source: RefSeq, a predicted model, not a curated record
GACAUAUGGACUAAAAACUCUGGAAUUUUUUUGGGUAAAUUAAACGGGGUUUUUUUUUUGUGUGUGUGUUUUCUGAGCGGAAGGACGACAACGACCGGAGUUUUUGUUGUGCUCUGUGUUGCUUUAGUUGUUUGUUUUUGGUGGGUGGGGGGUGUGGGGGAGGUCGGUGGGUCCUCGGAACUCCCGGAAAAGCGAUCUGUGGUGGGAUGCAGGCAGGUGAUGGACGGCCGCCCCCAUCAAGGUGGACACCGGAAAAGAAGACGAUGUCGUCCUCUUUCAUCUCGGCUGACGGCUGCUCGUCCAGAGGGAAGAAGAGGAAGCAGGCCAGCAGAGAUGCCGACUCGCUCAGCCUCUGCAGUCUCGACAUCAACGGCAGCAGAUAUCAACUUUUCCGAUGUUUUCCGAGGUCAGCUGCACGCGAGCUGCGCGUCUGUGAACCCAGCGCCAAGCGCAGCAAAGCGCUGGUGUCCAGGGUGACGUCUCUGGCCAGCCUGCUGCCCCCGAUCAAGACGGCGCCGCUCAAAAGGUUCGGCCGGACGCUGCAGCGCUCCAUCAGCUUCCGAACAGAGCGGGCUCUUCCUCCGCCGCUGCCGCCGCCGCCACCCCCGCCCCCGCCUGCCGCUCCUUCCUCAUCCUCCUCCUCCUCCCCCAUGAAGACCCAAACGAACUCGACAGCCAUGUCCACCUCUUCUUCUUCAUCUUGCGCCUCCACCGCGUCCAGGGUUUCCACGGCGACCGGCCCGGCCGCCAAGCGACGCGACAGCAAACUGUGGAGCGAAACCUUCGACGUCCACCUGGGGGCGGCGCACACCCUCAGCCCCAAAGACAUCAAACGACAGGAGGCCAUUUUUGAGCUGGCUCAGGGCGAGCAAGAUCUGGUGGAGGAUCUCAAACUGGCCAAGAAGGCCUACCACGACCCCAUGCUGAAGCUGUCCAUCAUGACCGAGCGAGAACUCAACCAGAUCUUCGGUACGCUGGACUCUCUGAUUCCCCUGCAUGAAGACCUGCUAAGCCGCCUCCGCCAGGCUCGGAAACCGGACGGAUCCACGGACCACGUCGGGCAGAUGCUGAGCGACUGGCUGCCGUGUCUGUCCUCCUACACGGCGUACUGCAGCAACCAGGUUUGGGCCAAGGCCCUGCUGGACCAGAAGAAGCAGGACCGGCGCGUGCAGGACUUCCUGCAGCGCUGCCAGCAGUCGCCCUUCAGCCGGAAGUUGGACUUGUGGAACUUCCUGGACAUCCCGCGUAGCCGGCUGGUCAAGUACCCGCUGCUGCUCAGGGAGAUCCUCAAGCACACGCCCGACCAGCACCGGGACCGUCCGCACCUGGACCAGGCGAUCCUGAUGGUCCAGAACGUCGUGGCCGACAUCAACCGACGCACGGGCGAGUCCGAGUGUCAGUUCUACAAGGACCGGCUGCUGUACGCCGACGCGGGCCAGAGGGACGCCCUCAUCCAACGCUCCAGGACGCUCAGUUGCCACGGCGAGCUCAAGAACAACAGGGGACUGAAGCUCCACGUGUUCCUGUUCCAGGACGCGCUGGUCAUCACCCGGUCCGUCUCGCUCAACGAGCAGCCCGUCAGCUACCAGCUGUGCCGGCGGCCGAUCCCCGUCCGCCAGCUGGACCUGGAGGACCUGUCGGACGGCGAGAUGAGAGUGGGCGGGUCCAUCCGGGGAGCUUUCAGCAACAACGAGCGCACAAUAUGUCGCGUUCCUUCGCAGCAAAGAACUUCUUCCGCGUGUCCGACCGGGUCGGGGACGGUCCGGCGCAGAGCCACUGCUUCCAGGCCAGCGACGCCUUCAACAAGCAGCAGUGGAUCAACUGCAUCCGCCAGGCCAAGGAAGCGGCCGAGGCGCGGGCGGCACAGGAAAACGGCCCGUCUCCGGCACGAGAUGUCACGGCGGCGGGUGGCGAAGGAGAGAACAGGACGGCGGGGGAAGCGGAGGCAGGAAGUGAGGCCGCGACGGACAUGGAGACGGAGCAGGUCGCCGAGGUGACGGGCGAAACAGACGAUCACCUCGGUGACGCCCAGGAGGAAAACGAGGAGGCGUUCAAUAUGGAUCCCAGCGAUGAGGAGAACGUACCGUGUUGACCUUUGCACUUCACAAACUACCAAAAAAUGUUCUGUAACCACGGCAACUGCCGCCAACAAUCACAACGGGACAUCUCACAAAACUGACAGCGCUCACUUUACAUCCCAGAAGACCUGACAUUUUUCCGCCACUCUCGUCCGCCAUCUCGCUGUUUUGGAAUGCGAGAGGACAAAGUCCACGUGGGAAUUUUCCGGCUUCAGGAGGCCUCCCCCGAAGAGUAUUCCAUAAUUCUUCCACAAUUCUCUUCACCGCUUUCUGUGUGAAAUUCCAGAUUUCCAGUUCUGACUCAGAUGAGGCAAUUUCGGCCGCUUUCUGUGUGAAAGGGGGCUAAUCAUCCAAACCUCGUCUGUGACACUCACGGCAAUAAUGUAUUUAUUAUUAUUAUCCACGAAUCAUCUCGUAAGUGCAGCCUGCUGUAUUGAUUAUGAUGUUGUUUACUGUUAAAACUGUCACAAAAUCUAAUCAAACGUUGUGGCGCUUAAAAAAAAUUGCUACCAAAUGAAUGACAAUCCCAGAAAGACUGUACCGUGUAGUUCUCUAACUGCUGUUUUAUACGUCUAUACUAUAUGGAUUUAGGAAUAAAGCCAUUCAUAUCUGUAA